Molecule: messenger RNA, 7960 nt
Organism: Spodoptera frugiperda (fall armyworm)
Lineage: Eukaryota; Metazoa; Arthropoda; Insecta; Lepidoptera; Noctuidae
Gene: svr
Product: carboxypeptidase D
Exons: 21
Coding region: 216-4397 (1393 amino acids)
Biological process (GO): proteolysis
Molecular function (GO): zinc ion binding; metallocarboxypeptidase activity
Source: RefSeq, a predicted model, not a curated record
UCAUUCAUUGCACAAAACGGAGUGUGAAAUGCGUCAGCUGUCAAAGCAUACAAAUACCUAUUGUUAGUCUUCUUAUCGUUUUUUGUAAUUAAUUUACAUUAAACGUUGUGCCGCUGAUCAUGUUUACGGCGAUAAAGUAGUGUUUACGUUCCUGUAUUGGCUGUAAACGGUAAAUACCCUCGCGCUCAUGACAAGCUCUUUAUAGAGGAGCAAACAUGUUGCUAGUCCACACGUGUUUAUUUGUGUUAUUUGCACUUUUUAUUGAUAAUUGUGCGUCUCGGUCUGUGGAGGAAAUCGACGAACAUUUCCUCUUGCACCCCAAGUACACGAGAUACGAUGAUUUGUUGAAGUUGACAAGUGAAUUAGAAUCGACUUACCCGGAUCUGAUUAAGUCAUAUUCUAUUGGGAAGUCAGUGCAAGGACGGCAACUGUUGGUGCUGCAAAUAAGCGAGGAUGUGAAAACGCCGCAUUAUGAGCGGCCGUCGUUUAAAUACGUGGCUAAUAUGCAUGGAGAUGAGUCUGUGGGGAGACAGCUGAUGGUGUACCUGGCGCAGUACUUGCUGGCUAACUAUGGGAAGGACGAGAGAGUGACGAGGCUUCUAAACACGACGGACAUACACUUGAUGCCGUCACUGAACCCUGAUGGCUUUGAGAGCAGUGAGGAGAGUAACUGCGAAUCCCUAAAGGAAUAUAAAGGCCGGAAUAACGCUAAAGGCGUGGACCUAAACAGGGACUUUCCAGAUCAGUUUGACAAGCACAAAUCCAAUGAUGACGAGUACAUGUUCGGUGGUCGGCAACCGGAGACCGUGGCGUUGAUGCGAUGGGUUACCGGCAAGCAGUUUGUGUUGUCAGGGAACCUGCACGGUGGCGCUGUUGUAGCUAGCUACCCUUAUGAUGAUUCCAGUACGGGCAAAGAAUGCUGCGAGGAAAGUCGUUCCCCCGACGACUCCCUGUUCAAGCACCUGGCGAAUGUGUACGCGUCUCGCAACGCGGAGAUGAGGGCGGGGGACACGUGUCCUCCCGAGCACUUCGAUGGAGGACUCACUAACGGAGCGCAUUGGUAUUCUGUACAAGGUGGCAUGCAAGACUUCAACUACGUGCAUUCGAACUGCUUUGAAGUGACCUUCGAGCUGUCUUGCUGCAAGUACCCGCCGGCGUCAGAACUGCCCAAGUAUUGGGAGCUGAACAAAGACUCCUUGCUGUCUUUCAUAGAACAAGCCCAUUUAGGAGUCACCGGAGUAGUGGUGGAUGAAGCUGGGGAACCAGUCAAGAACGCUCAAAUCAAAAUAGAAGGCAACGACCACGCUGUGCGCACUACAGAGCAUGGCUACUACUGGCGCAUGUUGCUACCCGGACAAUACAACAUUACGGCUGUUGCUUCUGGCUACUCAAUACCUCCAUACACAACGAUAACCAUCCCAGACGACCAAUUGUCUCCGGUCUCGCUGAACAUGACCGUCCACCGGCAUCCUCGCUCCCUGACGGCGGUUCAUACAAGGCGGGCGCGUCACGAACUGGACGGUAUUUCCCCCGUAGACUUCGCCCACCACGAUUAUGUGAAGAUGGAGAGCUUCCUCAAGGAGCUGAACGAACAGUACCCUCGGAUCACCAAGCUGAGCAGCAUCGGCAAGUCGGUGGAGGGCAGGGAGUUGUAUGUGCUCGAAGUUACACAAGAUCCUGGAAUGCAUAAGCCUGGCAAGCCCGAAUUCAAAUACGUGGCGAACAUGCACGGUAACGAAGUCAUAGGCCGGGAGCUUCUCCUGCUUCUAGCCAAGUACCUGUGCCAGGAGUACGUGAGCGGCAACCAGAGGAUACAGAGGAUGCUCAACACGACCAGGAUCCACCUUCUGCCCAGUAUGAACCCUGAUGGCUAUGAGAAGGCUAGAAUGGGAGAUUACAGCAGCCUCCGCGGCAGAAGCAACGCCCACAACGUGGAUUUGAACAGGAACUUCCCUGAUCAGUUCGGUGCCACCUCAGACAACAGGGUUCCUGAACCAGAAACCCUGGCGGUGAUGAACUGGUCCCUCUCUGAACCCUUCGUCCUGUCUGCUAACCUUCACGGAGGAGCGUUAGUCGCCAAUUACCCUUAUGAUGGCAACCCUGAUAUGCAAAGCGGGUUUGAAUAUCUGACUCCGGACAACCCUGUGUUCUUACAUUUGGCUCAUACUUAUUCUGAGGCUCAUCAUAAAAUGCAUUUGGGACAACCCUGCAAGAAUCUACCCAGCGAAAAGUUCCCACAAGGCAUUACUAAUGGCGCUAAAUGGUACGUACUAGCAGGCGGUAUGCAAGACUGGAACUAUCUACAUACAAAUGACAUGGAGAUUACAUUGGAACUCGGCUGCUUCAAGUUCCCUCCGGCGGAAGACUUGCCUACUUACUGGGAGGACAACAGGGAGGCUUUACUCAAGUUUAUUGAACAGGUACACACAGGUGUAACCGGUUUCGUCCACAGCCACAUCGGACACCCACUGGCAAACACAACUAUCAAAGUGGAAGGUGUGUCCCACACCGUCAAGACUGCCAAGGAUGGUGAUUACUGGCGACUGUUGGAGCCCGGCACUUACAACAUUACUGCUGUUAAACAGGGCUACGAAAGUAUAACAGAGCAAGUGACAGUUCCCGAAGAAGGCUCCGUCAGCGUCAACUUCACUCUAAUGGCCGACGACCCUCAACAUUGGUCCUCCGCCUACGACUUCCGCGUGUUGGACAACAUAAUAAACACUCGAUACCACACGCGCCUGGAGAUGUACGCAGCACUGUCCGAGCUGGAGAACCGGUUCCCAAGCAUCGCGGAGUUCAGGGCCGGAGACAGCAUGCUCACCUCCACCUUCCACCAGCUCAAGAUGACUGAUGAUGUCGGCUCACCAGAAGAAACGAAAUUCCACAUCGCCAUUAUGAGCAGUUUCUACGGCUCGCAGCCUUUAGGCCAGGAGAUGUUACUGAACUUCGCUCGCCACAUCGGAACAGCCUACAUGAUCGGAGAACCAGUGCACAAGCGUCUUCUCCAGAACGCAGUGCUACACUUCAUACCAAACUUAGACUCCUUAUCUGACAAAAUCAUUAAACAGUAUGAUGAAACCGACAGAUGCGACAUCGAGGCCUUAGAAGAAGAAUUCGGAGACAGUCUAUACGCCUACCUAACUAAGAAAGACUUAAAUCCCCUCUCAAACUACAGUAGAGAAAUCUCCUUCAUUAAUAUGCUAGAAAGUGAGAAGUAUGAUGUGAUUCUAGAACUUGCUUCUGGCUCAGAAGACGUUAAAUACCCGGAGUUAUCAAAGAACUUGUUUGAGAAGUUUGCUAAGACGUACCAGGAUAGCAGAGUUACUGAGGAUAGGUACCAGUGCAAGGGUUCUGGAGUCAAACAUGAGGAUCUGAUAGAUGUGCUGUGUGAGCGGUAUAACACGCCCGUGAUAUCUGCCGGCCUCAGUUGCUGUAAGAUGCCGGUGGACAAAGAUAUUGCGUGGGUUUGGAGAAGUAAUCUCAGAGGGAUUAUGAAGUUUGCUGAGCUGGCUAAUACUGGUGUGGUAGGCUACAUAAAGAACGAGGAAGGCAUCCCGAUGCGCGACGCUAUAGUGGCGGUGACGGGCGUGGAGCGCCAGUACCGCGUGUCCCGCAACCUGGCGCACUACCGCAUCAUGCUGCCGCCUGGCGUCUACCGGGUCAUUGUGCGGUGUCAUAACUACCAGGAUCAGAUGUUAGUAUGGUCAGUAGUGGAAGGCGUGCUGAAGAGUAAGGACAUAAUAAUGCGUCGCGUCGACUCGGACACCAUCCCCGGAGGACAGUUCGCCGAGGUGAAGGUAGAUGACAACCCCAACGUCGUCUAUGUCACUGGUUUAACCCUCGACCGCAACAGCAUACCCCUGCCAUCGGUCUCAGUGGACAUCCGACCUUUAGGCGCGAAGUCUCCAAUAGCCAAGAAUCAGAGUGACACCUCAGGACGAUAUGUGCUCGCCCUACCACUGGACUAUAAGGCUAAAGAGGUCGUGGCCAGCGCGUCUGUGAACGGGUACAUUACGAAACAAAAGCAUAUUGUGAUAAACGGCAAAGAGAACUUGACUCCGAACAUACUGUUCAAGCUGGAGAGCGAUGACUACGUGUUGGGCAUGCCACGACUUGUCUUCGUCAUGCUAGCAGGUGUGAUCGGCGUGGCGGUGGUGACGGUGUCAGCGUGGUGCUUCAGCUGCCGCGAGCGCGCCAAGGACUCGCGCCGCCAGUACAUGUUCACGCAGAUACCCAGCGACGACAAACGACCGCUCUGCGACGAUGCCAGUGGAUAUGACAUAGUUCGCAAGCCUUACUUCGACGAAGAAGACCUGCCGCCUUCAGAAACGGAUUCCGAGGAAGAAAUAGUACUACUCAGGUCAGACAGGGAUUGGAAACAAGCGGACCAAGAAUAAAACGAAUACAUGAGUAAAUAUUCAUAUUUUAUAAAUAAAGACUAAUGUCACUGUCAACCAGAGAAAUUAGUACGAGUUUCCUAUACGUUCUACGAGAUAGCAACAAGACCGGCGCUGUGAUUGGUUGGUUCAUUGAAGCCGGCCAAUCACAGCGCCGAACGCGGUCUCGUUUCAAUCUCGUUAUACGUAAAGCUAACUCGUACUAAGGCCCCAGGUAAAUUAAGAAAUUCAACUAUUAACCAGUUUUAAUAACCAGUCUUAUUGACGUUUAUAAGCUCGUUUACUAAGUGAUCCAUAAAACAUUUAGAUACGCAUUUAGGUUGGCUAUUGAGCCUCGUCUUUAGUAAUUUAAUAUCACAAACUGAAGCUCUGAAGAAUUCAUACAAAUGAAAUAGAACAUGACAUUGAAAACAUUGAAAAACUGAAUAGAAUCAAUGAAUUGACCCGUUUUGUAAAAAAAUCUACUAUCACUAUUAUAAAACAAAUGUUUACUACUUUUGACUACAUAUCGACAAUAAUUCAUAUCAGUUAGGUUAUAAAGGUCAAAAUUUGGGUCAAACUUACCCCAGUGGGCUGUAGUAACCCGAGCUUAUCAGUACCUAUUUAUGACUUGUAAUGAAAUAAACACAAGACAUAUCAUUACUAAUUAUUUCAAAAUGAUAUAUUAUGUAGAGAAAAGAAAUUACAUACUUAAGUUUCUAUUUUAUUCUUAUUUAUUGAUUCAGUACCAUUAGUAUGAGUUUACUCUGAUUGGUUGGUUUAUUCGCGCCGGCUAAUCAACGCACUCUCGUCUCGAUUAUUUUAAACGUAAAGCAAACUCGUACUAAAGGUACAUAUUACACUAUUUCACUCACACAUCUUGCGUUUAUUUCAUGACAAAGUAAUAUUGAUUGUUAUUAAUAAAAACGUUGUUAAUAUUAAAAAAAAAUCGUGUGGAAUUAGGGACGAUAUUAUUUUUUAAAUAAAUAAUUAAUUUAUAAAUCUAGGAGAUCGAGUAUUUAAAUUACAAAUUAAUAUAUUAAUAAUUGAGAUGAUCUCUAGAUGAUAAUCUUGUGUUUGUAAUCUAUCAGUAUUAGUAAAAAAAAGAUACAUUCUUGUUUAUACAUUUUUUUAAAUGGCCACCCAUUGGCACACACAUUCCAAUCCUUUUUCAAAUUUUAACAAAAAAUAAAUAAAUACUAAAUAGAGUUUAAACUUACUAAAUUGAAAAAAAAAGUAAUUGUAUCUUAAUUUAUUAUACGCCGUAAAUCGUUAUAAUUAAAAUGGCAAAAAUAAAUACCAUCUUUUUACCGAUACCGUACUCUUAAAUAUAUAAAUUGUACCUACGAAACAAAUCCUAUAAUAAUAUUUAUGUAUCUACUUUAUAUUGUAGGUAGAGAAUUAGCAUAUAAGAUUAUUUAUUCCUAUUUUAUAUGUAUACAUUCCAAUAUUAUUCCGAAAUUUUAACACUUUUAUAUGUAUAGCGUGAGUUUUACGUGAUGGUUUCAAAAUGAUUUUGACUCGAUAUAAAAUAUUAUUUUUUUAGUUUAAAUUUUAAAGCUACUUCAAACUAACGGUAAUAAGUAGAUCGUGGGAGUCGUUGCCCCAACACUAGUUAUGCAUUAGUCCAAUAAUCAAUGAAAAUAUUACUAAAAAAAAGAUUAUUUUUUCCAAAAAUACGUGUAAGAAAAAUGAAACUCAAUAUUUAAAUGGUCAUGAGGACAAAUGAUUCUUCCGUUUGAAAGCAAUUACAUACUUAUUAUUGACGCUAUAUAUUACAUACGUGCCUUAAAUUAUAUGGUAGGUACAGGGUUUGACAAUACUUUUUAUUGUAAAAGGUUACUCAUUAUAUAUUUUCGAAGGAUUUUUUUAUGAUAUUCAUGACUAGUGUUUUCUGUAUCACACAAAUAAAAAUAUGUAUUCUUAAUUUGCGUGUAUACCUUUUAAAAUAUUGUAAUUGCUAUACAAUUUAAACUAAGUAUUCUCUUCUUUAUAAGUAAACUGUGAACUUUUAUCCUACAAUCAUGAUUUUAUAUUAAUUUAGACAUUAAAACGACGUACCUAUUGUACCUAGAAUUUUUGUAUAUUUUAUGUUGAAAUCGACAUUAAGUUGCAAUAGUAAAUUAUAAACAAUAUUUAUUUAUAUGUAUGUAUGUUUAAUUUGAUUAUUUAGUGGUAAUUAAUUUAUUAACCCUUAAAUUGGCACUGUACUCCACUAAUACCAUAAACUUUAAAAAAAUCUUAUGACCCAAAUAUUUAAAAAAACCUAAUUUUUUUAUAUUAAAUAAGUAGCAAUAAUUGUCAAUCUUGGUAGAACUUUAUUGUAAAUUGUGAUAAAAUCGAAAAUAAUUUGUCAAAUUCAAAAUGUUUUCGAAACGGUCUGGUGUCUCUGCGACCCGGGUAAGGUUUUUAUUGUUUUCUUUACUUUUUCGUUUGGGAGUGCUGGGUUUUUGGCUUUGAGGCACAGGGGGGCCUAACAAGUAACAUAAAAUAUUCGAUAUUAUUGCUCUAAUUUACGUAAUAACAAUAUUAUAAGCUAGAAUCAAAGUAUGUACUCCGUGAAUACCGUUGCCAGAUCAGUACGAAAUAGACUUUGGUAUACACGAAGUACAUUGCCAAAUGCAUAGUGUUAAUCAAUAUAUAUUUUAUUUCUAUAUUUUAUAUAUUAUAAUGACAAAAGUUGAGUUUCUUUUUUUACGUUUGAUGGGUUGACUUUUGACUGCUAUCUCGCCUGUUCGUACGUGAUGAUGCGGCCUACGAUGGAGCACGUCUGCCCAUAAGCAACCUAUUCACUCGGAUUUUGAAGACACCCAGGUUAUACCCAUCAGGAAACACAGAUUCCGGCAAAGAAUUUCACUCUCUAGCAGUUCGCAUAAGGAAGCUUGAAACAAAGCGCUUGGUGCGAGUGGGUGGGAUAUCUACCAUGAAGCGGUGGUGCUUCGCCGAUUGUCUUGUGAUUCGAUGAUUUAAAGGACUAGGGGGAAUCAAGUUGCGCAAUUCCACCUUGCACUCUCCGAAAUAAUCUUGCAGAGUAUGAACGUGACUGAUGACGUCAAUUUCAUACUAAAUAAUUUUUGUUUGUGAUGAUUUUUUUAUAAAUAAAGUAAUAAAUUAACAAAAUGAGUAUUAGUGAUAUAUUGGCAGUGUGCUACACGUAGUACAAACGUAGUUUACACUAUAAUUGGCAAUGUACCCUCUGAAGUACACAGGUUUUCGCGAAAACUGUAAUAUACAGAUUUUUUCCAUAAUUUUUUUCACUCCUCUUGGAUCAUAAUAAAUACAAAAAUAACAUUAAAAUGACAAAUUUAAGAAAUAAAAGUGCUUGCCAGUUUAAGGGUUAAAUAAGUCUACGAACAUUCUUAGUUUAAGUAUUUAAAGAAUCUCUCAUAAGUUUGUUUCAAAUCAGCAAUAACAUUUUUAACGAAUUUAUUAUCUGUGUAUGAAGAUUUUAGAUGUUAAUAGAAAGAAAAAUCAAUAAUUACGAAGGUGCUUUCAUAAAUUGUGCUUUAUUUUUCUAUAUAUAUUUGUAAUGUGAUAGUUCCGUAUUGAUAUCUUAGCGAUUAUUAAUAAAUUUUACUAGUUAA